GGAGAACAAAGGAAACAGCAACUCUCUACAGAUGACGUCGUCAGGAGGAGAAUGAGUGCAGAUAAUAAGAAGGCUUUGCAUGAGAGGUUUGAAAGGCUGCUUGAGGGAAUAGAGGAGAGAGACAAGAAGAUGCUGAGUGAGAUCUACACUGAGCUCUACAUCACAGAUGGAGUGAGUGAAGAGGUGAACACUCAGCACGAGAUUCGGCAGAUAGAGAUCAGAUCCCAGAGAGUGAGGAGAACUGAGACGGCAAUCAGAUGCAAUGACCUCUUUCAUCCCUCUCCUGGACAAGCCUGUGUCCGAACAGUCAUGACACAGGGAAUAGCGGGCAUUGGAAAAACAGUAUCUGUGCAAAAAUUCAUCCUAGACUGGGCCGAAGGUCGAGCUAAUCAGGAUAUAGAUUUCAUCAUUGUGCUUCCAUUCCGGGAACUAAAUUUGGUUCAAGAUGUUCAGUAUAGUCUUCUGAAACUCCUGCUUGACUUUCACCCUGAAUUGAGAACUGAAGUAGAUGCACAAUUCUAUCAUAAAUCCAGGAUCAUAUUUGUCUUUGAUGGCCUGGAUGAAAGCAAACUUCCUCUGAACUUUGAGGAAAACCGUAAUCUGUCUGACAUAACUGAGGCCACCUCUGUGGACAUGCUGGUAACCAACCUCAUCCGAAAGAAGCUUCUGCCCUGUGCAUUAAAAUGGAUAACGUCACGACCAGCAGCAGCCAAUCAGGUUCCCUCUGAGUUCAUAGACAAAUGGAUGGAGGUCCGGGGAUUCACUGACCAGCAGAAGGAGAAGUACUUCAAGAAGAGAAUCAAAUGUGAGACUGAAGCAAACAGAAUUGUCUCACAAAUAAAGAAAUCUACAAGUCUGUACAUUAUGUGCCACAUACCGGUUUUCUGCUGGAUUUUGGCCACAGUGAUUCAGAGAAUACAGGAUCAGAGAGGCAACAGAGAACUCCCACAGACUCUGACGGAAGUUUUCAUCCAAUUUCUCAUCAUUCAAAACAACACGAAGAACAUGAAAUAUGGCAAGAAAAAUGAGAAAAGGAAGCUCUUCAUGUCAAAUAAGCUUAUGAUCCUGAAACUAUCUGAACUGGCAUUUAAACAUCUGGAAAAGGGAAAUAUUUUUUUCACAGAGGAGAACUUGGCAGAGUGCAGAAUUGCUGUGAGUGAAGAUCUGGAGAAGUCUGGGAUGUGUACCGAGAUCUUUGCAGAAGAACCUGUGAUUCAGAAGAGAAAGCUGUUCUGCUUUGUGCACCUGAGCAUUCAGGAGUUCCUGGCUGCUCUCUAUGUGUUUCAAUCCUUCUUAGCCAAGAACACGGAUGCAUUGGCGUCUUUCCCCAGAAAGGAGGAGACACUGCAUGAUCUGCUAAAGAGUGCAAUCGAUAAAUCCCUGCAGAGUACCAACGGACACCUGGACCUUUUCCUGCGCUUCCUUAUGGGCAUCUCACUGGAGUCCAAUCAGAAUCUCCUACACGACCUGAUGCCCCACACACAUCAGAGCUCAGAGAGCCUGAAGAUUGUAGCUGGGCACAUCAGAAAAAUUAUACGGCAGGACUAUGACUCCACAGAGAGAAGCAUGAACCUUCUACUCUGUCUGCUUGAAGUGAAGGAUAACUCCCUUCAUGAGGAGAUGAAAAAGUACUUGGAAUGGGGGACAGGUCUUUCAGAGGCAGACUGUUCAACAAUAGCCUACAUGCUUCUUAUGUCAGAUGACAUUCUGGAUUUGUUUGACCUUAGGAAGUACAACACAUUUAAUCAGGGUCGUAAGCGACUGGUAAUUGCCGUAAGGAACUGCAAAAAGGCCCAAUUUUCUGGAUGUGGCCUCUCCCUGGGUUCGUGUGAGGUUAUAGCAUCUGCUCUCCAGGUAGAAGACUCACCUGUGCAGGAGCUGGAUCUGAGCUCUAACCCCCUGCUGGACCCAGGGGUACAGGCUCUGUGUGCCGGACUGACCCACACCAACUGCCAGCUGAGGACUCUGAGACUGGCUCAGUGUGGGCUCACAGUGGGAUCAUGUGAGACUCUCACAGCUGCUCUUCAGUCUGAAACAUCUCAACUCAGGGAGCUGGACCUGAGUUACAAUGACCUAGAUGAUCAUGGAAUACAGUUAUUGACUCGUGGUUUGACACAAAAAUACUGCAAACUGGAGGUGCUGAGACUGGCCUUCUGUAAGCUGAGAGAAUCUUUCAGAAAUCUGGCCUCAGUUCUCCAGUCGGGACACUCACAGCUGAGAGAGCUGGACCUCUCCAACAACGACCUGACUGAUGACGGUGCUAUAGAGUUAUCUACAGGCCUGAGCCAUCCACACUGCAGGCUCCGGACACUGCGUCUCUCUGGUUGUCUCAUCACAAAGAGAGGUUGUAGGUUUCUGUCUCUGGCUCUCAAAUCAAACCCCUCCCACCUGAGAGAGCUGGAUCUGAGCUACAACCACCUAGAGGACUCUGGAGUGAGAACUCUCUCUGCACUUCUGAAUCAAGAGUGCAAACUUCUAAAGCUCAAGACUGAUCAUGAUGCACUUUGCUGGUUGAAACCAGGGCUGCAGAAAUACAACUGUGAACCCAGGCUGGACCCCAGCACAGCACUCCAACGUCUCAAUCUGUCUGACGGGAACACAAAGGUGACACUUGAACAAGAAAAAGAUGGUACAAACCCAAAGAGCCAACAUUUCAAUGUGCUGUGCAGAGACGGUCUGACUGGACGCCACUACUGGGAGGUUGAAUGGAGUGGACUGGGAGCAUCCAUAGGUGUGACCUACAGAAGUAUCAUCAGGGAAGGAGGUGUCUAUGACUGUAUGUUUGGGGACAGUGACAAGUCCUGGUGUGUGGAAUGUUACGAUACAUAUUUUGGAGCCAGACACAAUGAAAUCGAGACUGACAUCCAUGCACCCCCCUCUGACUCCCAUAAAGUAGGAGUGUAUCUGGACUGGCCGGCCGGCACUCUGUCCUUUUACAGUGUCUCCUCUAACACACUGACCCACUGGUACACAUUCCACACGACAUUCACUGAACCUCUCUACCCAGCUUUUAGCUUUACAUUCAUGUUUUCUCGCUUUUAUGGAAUUUACAUCUCCUCCUCCGUGACCAUCUCUCAGAUCCACACAGACAGAUCCCCCUCACUGCCUUUGCCAGGCUGGAAGGAAGAGGAGGAGGAGGAAGCGGAGAGAGGUCUAUAGUGAGAAGGAUAUUGGGGAUGGGGGGCAGCAAUAGAUCUGGACUGGUGUUCAGGUAAAGGUGGUGGUGGCCUAACGGCUCGUGUCCAUUAUCGCGGCAAAGCCCACCGCGCCGCACAUAGCCCGUUGAUUUCCUAUGGAGAGUGGCAAGGCGGGGUUUACGCUUCCGCAAUGCACCUUGGGAAGGCGGCGCGGCCAUUCAAACAGAGGCGGCGCGUCAAGAAGUUGGGCUUGGCUGCUUUAUGCAAAUGAGAGCGGUUAACGCGAGGUGGUUAGCCAAUGAAAGUACAUCUUCGGUAAACAAGUUCUGUC
Molecule: messenger RNA, 3468 nt
Organism: Alosa sapidissima (American shad)
Lineage: Eukaryota; Metazoa; Chordata; Actinopteri; Clupeiformes; Clupeidae
Product: NACHT, LRR and PYD domains-containing protein 12-like
Exons: 8
Coding region: 52-3159 (1035 amino acids)
Molecular function (GO): protein binding
Source: RefSeq, a predicted model, not a curated record